Messenger RNA from Syngnathus acus (greater pipefish), 2293 nucleotides. It is a transcript of the gene ddc, whose product is annotated as dopa decarboxylase. Bases 457 to 1899 code for a protein of 480 amino acids. NCBI's taxonomy places the organism in Eukaryota, Metazoa, Chordata, Actinopteri, Syngnathiformes, Syngnathidae. The transcript has 15 exons. Gene Ontology annotation, molecular function: pyridoxal phosphate binding; aromatic-L-amino-acid decarboxylase activity. Gene Ontology annotation, biological process: catecholamine metabolic process; serotonin biosynthetic process; amino acid metabolic process. The record is from RefSeq and is a predicted model, not a curated record.
UCUUAUUGAUCUGGUUUUUAACAUGUUUGCUAAGUAAGCAUGGUUGAACGUUAACGCGCGUUUGGUAAAGGUCAACUAUGACGACUGCUCCAGGAUCUGCUUGUGAUCCGUUUUUUUUUCUUUUUUUUUUUUCUUCCCCCCUACCAUUAGAGCCCACCUGCUAUUGGCUAGUUUACUGCGGGUGGGAGUGGAUAGUGGCGAGAUAAAAGAAGAGAAUCUAUCUUGCCCUCUCCACUCCACUACACGGCCACCCGCCUACUCAUAACCAUCCUCACUAAAAACUAUACGUUUGUCAUUUUUAGAAGAACAAAAGGCGAGGAAGAGAGCCACAAUAUAGCACUUUUGGAGCUUUUGGUGCUGGAAAUAUGAGUGUAAGGAUAAUAAUGGCCUCUCAAACGGAGAAAGGGUGAAUACACUUGUUGCACCACAACGCAAAAGUCGAAAGCAAGACAUACCAUGAACGCAGGAGAGUUCCGGCGUCGAGGAAAGGAGAUGGUCGACUUUGUGGCCGACUAUUUGGAGAACGUGGAGCAGCGGCCGGUCUAUCCGGACGUAGAGCCGGGAUAUCUUCGAUCCUUAAUCCCGACGGAGGCGCCGCUAGAACCAGAGACCUAUGAGGAGAUCAUGAAGGAUGUGGAGCGGGUCAUAAUGCCUGGGAUUACCCACUGGCACAGUCCAUACUUCUAUGCGUACUUCCCUGCAGCUUCCUCCUACCCGGCCAUGUUGGCCGAUAUGCUGUGCGGAGCCAUUGGCUGCAUUGGAUUCUCUUGGGCUUCCAGCCCAGCUUGCACCGAGCUGGAGACAGUGAUGUUAGACUGGCUGGGGAAGAUGCUGCAGCUGCCAGAGUCUUUCCUAGCCGGAACUUGUGGUCACGGAGGAGGUGUCAUCCAGGGCACGGCCAGCGAAGCGACCCUCAUGUCCUUGCUCGCCGCACGUUGUAAAGCUGUCCGUCGAGUCCACUCCAUGGACCCUGAAAAGUCUGAACCUGAAAUCCUCACCAAAUUGGUGGCAUAUACAUCCGAGCAAUCUCAUUCGUCUGUGGAGCGAGCAGGUCUGAUCGGAGGCGUGACGAUGAAGAAAAUCCCCACAGACAGCACGUACGCCGUCACGGGUGAAUUGCUCAAGAAAAUAGUGGAAAAGGACAAAGAAGCAGGACUCAUCCCUUUCUAUUUCUGUGCAACGCUUGGCACCACUGCAUCAUGUGCGUUUGAUCCUAUUUCUCAGCUGGGGCCUAUAUGUAAUGAGCACAACAUGUGGAUGCAUGUUGAUGCCGCGUAUGCUGGGAGUGCGUUUAUCUGUCCAGAAUUUCGGCCAUUGUUGAACGGCAUCGAGUUUGCAGACUCUUUCAACUUGAACCCACACAAAUGGCUGUUGGUCAACUUUGACUGCUCUGCCAUGUGGGUGAAGAAGAGGCAAGACAUGAUCGGAGCCUUCAAAGUGGAGCCGCUCUACCUCAGACAUGAGAACCAGGAGUCAGGGCUAGUGACAGAUUACAGGCAUUGGCAGAUUCCACUGGGCAGACGCUUCCGCUCCCUCAAAAUGUGGUUUGUCUUUCGCAUGUACGGCCUCCACGGACUACAGGCUCAUAUCCGUAAGCAAGUGUGCCUGGCCAAGGAAUUUGAGAGUCUGGUACGAGCAGAUCAGAGAUUUGAGAUCUGUGCUGACGUCAUCAUGGGCCUGGUUUGCUUCAGGCUGAAGGGCUCCAAUGAGCUGAACCAGAAUCUGCUGAAGAGGAUCACAAAGAACAGAGAGAUUCACUUGGUGCCUUGUUAUCUGAGCGGACGCUUUGUCCUGCGUUUCGCCAUCUGCUCGCGCACCACCGAGUCUCGUCACAUCCGGGAAGCGUGGCGGCACAUCACGCAGCUGACCUUUGAACUCCUGCAGGAUUCGGUUCAAUGACGUGGGCAAGCGAAAGAUGUCUGUUAUUAUUUUUUGACGAUUAUUAACUAAAUGUUGCAGAUAGAAAAUAUCAAAUGAAAAACACACUAUUGCUAAUUUCAGGUGAAACAGCUGGUUUGCACACGCACGCACGCGCGCGCGCGCACAAACCCCAAAACAAGUGUUUUAGCAAUGUAUUAGCUGUAUGUAGCUUGUGUGUCCUGUGUAAAAUGUGGGUGUUGUUGUGUAACCCUGAUCGACUAUCCAACUGAAAAUGGCGUCUCUAAUGAAUGUAUACAUUGUCAUGUAUUUGUGUUUGUUUGGAUGAACUUGUCAGUGUAUGUACGUAGUUCAUGGGCCAUUUCAGACAAUUCUGAGUGGUUAUCUUACAGAGCCCAACAUAGUGUUAUUUUAU